Molecule: messenger RNA, 936 nt
Organism: Suncus etruscus (white-toothed pygmy shrew)
Lineage: Eukaryota; Metazoa; Chordata; Mammalia; Eulipotyphla; Soricidae
Product: olfactory receptor 4C15-like
Exons: 1
Coding region: 1-936 (311 amino acids)
Biological process (GO): G protein-coupled receptor signaling pathway
Cellular component (GO): membrane
Molecular function (GO): olfactory receptor activity; G protein-coupled receptor activity
Source: RefSeq, a predicted model, not a curated record
AUGCAAAACCAGAGCUUUGUAACUGAAUUUGUCCUCCUGGGACUUUCACAGAAUCCAUAUGUUCAGAAAAUUGUAUUUAUUAUGUUUCUGUUGAUCUACAUUGCAACUGUCUGUGGAAACUUGUUGAUAGUUGUGACCAUUCUCAACAGUCCAGCACUCCUAGGGUCCCCAAUGUACUUCUUUCUGGCUUUCCUGUCCUUCCUGGAUGCAUGCUUUUCUUCAGUUAUUACUCCUAAAAUUAUUGUCAAUUCUCUCUCUAAAAAGAAAACCAUCUCCUUUGGUGGCUGUAUGACCCAGCUCUUCGCUAGCCACUUUUUGUCUGGGACAGAAGUGAUUGUCCUCACAGCAAUGGCUUUUGAUCGGUAUGUGGCUAUCUGCAAGCCCCUGCACUAUUCUUCCAUCAUGAACUCAAGACUCUGUGGCAUUCUGAUUGGAGUAGCCUGGACAGGGGGAUUUAUGCAUUCCAUCAUCCAAAUCCUCUUUACAGUUAGACUUCCUUUCUGUGGUCCUAAUAUCAUUGAUCACUUUUUGUGUGACUUGUACCCACUACUGAAACUCGCCUGCACUGAUACUUAUAUUUUUGGCCUUCUAGUGGUGGCAAACAGUGGGCUCAUUUGCAUCUUAAUCUUCUCCAUGUUGCUUGUAUCUUAUGGCGUUAUCUUGUUUUCCCUGAGAAAUCACAGCACUGAAGGCCAGAAGAAAGCCCUCUCCACUUGUGGAGCUCAUAUUGCUGUUGUAGUUUUGUUCUUUGUCCCAUGUAUAUUCGAGUAUGCCCGGCCUCCAACUUCUUUCUCCUUUGACAAAAUAGUGGAGAUAUUCUACACUGUCCUAACUCCUUUACUCAACCCUUUGAUUUACACUUUCAGGAACAAGGAAGUAAAAAAUGCCAUGAGGAAACUGUGGAAUCGAUUCAUGGUGGUUUCUGUUGAUAAAUAG